AUGCAGAUCGCGCAACAGCUGUCGCCGAAGAUCGGGUAUCCCUGGGCGAUCCGGGUGAUGGGUUUUAUUAUCGUCUUUGACUCGGUGCUCAUCGUUUUGUUGGCCCGGCCACGGCAGUUCAAACGUACCAAGGGGCCUUUGGUUGAUCCAAAGGCGUUCAAGGAGCCCACGUACCUGUUCUUUGCCAUUGGGAUCUUCUUUACCCUUUGGGGUGUCUAUAUUGCUUAUUUCUACACCACCACUUUCGGGAAAGAAAUAAUCGGCAUCUCUGAGAAUAACUCCCUCACCCUUCUCAUGAUCCUUAAUGCUGUCGGCGUUCCAGGCCGAAUUGUUCCCUCCCUCUUAGCAGACAACUACUUCGGUACCUUCAACACCCUACUCCCAUUCGUCUGCGCCGUCUCCGCUCUUCUAUACGGCUGGAUCGGCGUACACUCCACGGGCGGCUUUUACGGCUUUGUCGUGAUAUACGGUAUCUGCGCGAAUGCCGUGCAGACACUUUUCCCGUCGGCACUGUCUCAGCUGACCACGGAUCUGAGUAAAGUGGCUUCUCGGGUGGGAAUGGUGUUUACGGUGGGCAGCUUUGCUUGUCUUACGGGGCCGCCGAUUGCGGGGGCGUUGAUCAGUAAGAAGGGUGGUGAUUAUUUGUGGGCGCAGCUGUUUGGAGGGACGUCGGUUAUUCUUGGGUUUGUGCUUUUGUCUGUGGCACGGUGGACGAAGGGGCGGUCUUGA
Molecule: messenger RNA, 729 nt
Organism: Aspergillus chevalieri
Lineage: Eukaryota; Fungi; Ascomycota; Eurotiomycetes; Eurotiales; Aspergillaceae
Exons: 2
Coding region: 1-729 (242 amino acids)
Cellular component (GO): fungal-type vacuole membrane
Source: RefSeq, a predicted model, not a curated record